GGUGAUAGUUUAGUGGGGAGAAGUGAACAUCUCUGUUCUUGGGGCAAAUUCACAUUCCUCAAACCAGUGAGAGUUUCAGUCUUUCAGACGACUGACCUAGAUUGUGGAAUCCUAAAUUCUAUCGAUAAAUGAAGGAUUGAAAGUAAGGCUUUGAAAAAUUAGAAAUCGUACGUGCGUUGACGAUGGAUUCGCUUUUAGUCCAGAGAAGGAUAAAAUUGGAUUUCUAUGGCGUUUCGUUUCUGCUGCUACAGAUCGUGGCAUGUUUAAAUCGUUUACUCCCAUUAGCGUCUGCAAAAUCGGAUGGAGUUUGUGUAUCUCCUGGAGGUAGGUUUCCAGCAUAUUCAAUUCAAGGGAAGCCUCCAAGAAAAGUCAACAAGGGUCCAAAUGAUUUGACUCUUUGUAGAAUCUUCCGGAAGAAAACAUGUUGUGAUGUCACACAAACUCAUCCUGCCUUGCUGGCAAUUAGGAGAUUGGCUUCAACUGGAGAGGCGAGUGAUGAAUGCUUGCAUUUAUGGGAGCUUCUAGAAUGUUCUAUUUGUGAUCCACAUGUUGGUGUACAACCUGGAUCACCUGUUAUAUGUGGCUCUCUUUGUGAUAGGAUUUAUGAUGCUUGCUCUAAUGCCUACUUUGCUAUGGAUGCCAAGAAUCAGGUGUUGGCUCCAUGUGGAAUGAGUGACACUGUUUGUGGAAGAGCAUCUGAAUGGGUGAUAAAUGGAACAGAGCUUUGCAAAGCUUCUGGGUUUUCUGUGAAGCCAUCUAAUGAUUUUAAAGAUACAUUUUGUUAUGGUGGAAAAGCAAGUCUAGAAUCUGUUGUGGAUUCAUGGCGGAGUUCACAAUCCAGUGUCACUCGGACCACCCAAAGUUCCGGUGUACUCCAUCAUUUUCAGCAGUGGGUCCGCCAAAUGCCCAUUAAUGAACAAGUUUCAUGGGCUGUUGGAGGAUUAGUUCUUACUGCAGGGCUUCUCUUUGUAAGCAACCUCUUAUCCUUUUGGACAUAAGCGUAUAAGAGUAUCAGAAUAAAAAAAGAGGCGUAUUUCCAUCCUCCAUCCCUCCCACCUUCUCCAACUCGUACACCAUUGGCUCCAUCACCUCCACCCUCCUCUCUAGUCGUCGCUGUCACCCCUAAACCACCUCCAGCCAACACCUCCCUUUAACCCUUCGCCGACGAUAUGUAAUUUUUUUUCUUGCCUUAUCCCGCUCAUAUGUGCUCCUUCGUGAACUCACCCCUCCAUAUUUUUCCUGCUCUACCGUUAUGCUCUCAUUGCUUUGUCGUCGACUGUCAUCUUCUCUCGUUUAUCUCCUUAAUUUCAGGUAAUCUUCCCUCUUGAAUCUUCGGUUGCUUCUACAACUCGUGGAGGUGGUAGAAAGACGUCUCUUUUGUUUUCCUCUUGAUUCUGUUGGAUGUUCUUGUUUUUGUUUUGAUUUUUAAUUUUAUUAGGAUUCUAGCUUAAUUUGAGUAAUUUUACAGGCUAGACCAACUUUUUCUGUUGGCACUUUGGU
Lactuca sativa (garden lettuce) is the source of this 1500-nucleotide messenger RNA. Its product is annotated as folate receptor family protein. The record is from RefSeq and is a predicted model, not a curated record. Lineage: Eukaryota; Viridiplantae; Streptophyta; Magnoliopsida; Asterales; Asteraceae.